This is a messenger RNA of Lagopus leucura (white-tailed ptarmigan), 5424 nucleotides long. RefSeq names its product MORC family CW-type zinc finger 3 (gene MORC3). Gene Ontology annotation, cellular component: nucleus; PML body. Gene Ontology annotation, molecular function: ATP hydrolysis activity; zinc ion binding. Bases 537 to 3284 code for a protein of 915 amino acids. Lineage: Eukaryota; Metazoa; Chordata; Aves; Galliformes; Phasianidae. The transcript is spliced from 17 exons. The record is from RefSeq and is a predicted model, not a curated record.
GCUGCUCACCUUUAGCUGAAGGAGCUUUAGAGCCAAGAACCAAUUUCUUAAAGAUCUCAUGUUCCAACUCGUAUCUUCUAGUUUUGUAUAACUGUUCACGUUCCUGCAGUUGGGUACCACCUCUCAGCCUUUUUCACAACCUUACCAUCUGAAACAGCAAUUCAGGAGAGACUGGCAGAAUUUUUAUGUUUGUUUAUAAAAGAUGUUUCUUUUUGGAGUUAGUCACUGGUAUGCAGCUGUGACACGAGGAAUGGAGAGGCAUCGCGUUAUCAAGGCACUGCAUGAGGAGAUUUUCUUGCUGUACUGAUCCACACUUUGCCUCACAGAAAAGAGGACACAGCUCUGAUUGUGUCAGUCCCACAGAUGCUGAAGUUCUUUCUUUCCUCAGCGCUGUCUGAGCAGGGCAGGUUCACAACUAUAAAUUCAUGCCUUUCAAAACUACUUGUGGUCCUUUUUUCAGGUCUUAAGAUCUGCUGAGCUGUCAUAUAGUAGACUGAAGAAAUUGAAAGCUCCAUUUAACAGGAGCUGUGGUGUACAUGCCAUUUCCGCUUUGCCCAAAGUUCCUGCAUACCAACUCUACCAGUCACACCUGGCCCUUCAGUGCAGUUGCUGAGCUUAUAGAUAACGCUUAUGAUCCAGAUGUGAGUGCUAAACAGAUAUGGAUAGACAAAACAGUGAUAAACAACAAUAUAUGCUUGACGUUCACUGAUAAUGGAAACGGUAUGAACUCAGAGAAGCUGCACAAAAUGCUAAGCUUCGGCUUCAGUGAGAAAUCUGUGAUGAAUGGCCGUGUUCCAGUGGGACUGUAUGGAAACGGGUUUAAAUCAGGGUCCAUGCGCCUGGGGAAAGAUGCAAUAGUCUUCACCAAGAAUGGAGAAACCAUGAGUGUUGGUCUCUUAUCUCAGACUUACCUUGAAGUCACAAAAGCAGAACAUGUCAUGGUUCCUAUAGUGACAUUCAACAACCAACGACAGAUAAGUGAUCCAGCAGAAUCCAAAAACAGUUUGAAGGCCAUCUUAACACAUUCUUUAUUUUCUACUGAGGAGAAAUUAGUGGCUGAACUAGAUGCUAUAAUGGGGAAAAAAGGAACAAGAAUCAUAAUUUGGAAUCUCAGAAGAGAUAAAAAUGAUAAAACAGAAUUUGACUUUGACAAAGAUAAAUAUGACAUCAGGAUUCCAGAAGACUUAGAUGAAACAGGGAAAAGAGGAUAUAAAAAACAAGAGAGACUGGACCAGAUAGUUCCAGAAAGUGACUACUCGCUAAGAGCUUACUGCAGUAUUUUGUAUCUGAAGCCAAGAAUGCAGAUCAUUCUGCGAGGACAAAAAGUGAAAACACAGCUGGUUUCCAAGAGCCUUGCUUUCAUUGAACGUGAUAUAUAUAGGCCAAAAUUCUUGAAUGCUAAAACAGUAAGAAUUACGUUUGGAUUUAACUGUAGAAACAAAGAUCACUAUGGAAUAAUGAUGUAUCAUAAAAACAGACUCAUCAAAGCUUAUGAAAGAGUUGGCUGUCAGUUAAAGGCAAACAACAUGGGUGUUGGCGUAGUUGGGAUUAUCGAGUGCAACUUCCUAAAACCGACUCACAACAAACAAGAUUUUGACUACACAAAUGAAUACAGGCUUACAAUAGCAGCGCUAGGAGAAAAGCUUAACGACUACUGGAAUGAAAUGAAAGCAAAGAAAAAUGAGGAGUAUCCAUUAGCUUUACCAGUUGAGGAGAUACAAAAGCAGCCUGAUCAGACAUGGGUGCAGUGUGAUGCGUGUCUGAAAUGGCGGAAGCUACCAGAUGGAAUAGAACAUUUGCCAGAGAAGUGGUACUGCUCACUGAACCCUGACCCACAGUUCCGGGAUUGUCAUGUGCCAGAAGAACCAGAAGAUGAUGACUUAAUACAUCCCACGUAUGAGAAAACUUAUAAGAAAAAAGACAGGGAAAAAUUGAAGAAGCGCCUAGAGUACCAGAUCAGUAACGAAAUGCUUUUAAAAACACCCGUUUCCUCAAGUAAAGACUUUAGAACGUUCACACCUGUGAGUGGAAGGGAAGCUGUUCCAAGAGCACUUUUACCAGAAACAUCAAAUGCUUCUGUCAAAAGACCUCUGCUUGUUUCAAAUAGAUCAGUAUCUUCACCUCAUUCUGAUUCUGAUAACAGUCUGAAACGGAAGAUACUCAUCAGUGUGACACCUUUAACUAUAAAGACACCUCGUUUAAAUAACAGGCCAUUCAAAAGCCGUGAUGAUGAUGAUGAUGUCAUUAUUUUAGAGGAGAGCAGCACUCCAAAGCCUUCAGCAGAUUCUGAUGUUCCAGUGGUAAAAACUGAAUGUAUAAAUGUUGACAAGGAGGAGCAGAAAAAAAACAGUGACGUAAGAGAACCCUGCAGUGCAAGUACUUCAGAAUCAAGAAGUGAACAGCUGACCUCUGCAACGCAGACGGAGGUCCCAAAUUUGGUUGUUAAAAAGGAAGAGGUGGAAGAUGACAUCGAUAUUCCAGUUCCCAACGCGGAAACGGAAACUAACCGGCACAAUGUAAAUAAUCUUCCUGAGACAUCUGCAGAUCUUGGAAACGAACUGAGAAAUCAGCUGCAAUUAGCAAACAAAGAGAAGGAGAUGUACCAAAGCAAAUGUGAAGCAUUAACUAAGCAAGUAGAAACACUGGAACAGAGGAUACUAGAAAUGAACAAUAAGUAUGUGAAAAAAGAAAUGUGCCAUCAGUCAACUGAGACAGUUUCUUCAUUUGCAGAAGAAAACGUUCAUGAAAGAAGUUUGGCGGAAAAAACCCUUCUCUAUGAACAGGCCUUAGAAGAAAUAGCAAAACUAAAAGAGCAAUGCAGUACUCUGCAGAACUUAAAAACUGAAUGCAGCAGGUGUGCUGACGGUGAAAGUAAGAGUGAGGUAGACGAAAUUGCUGUGCAGCUGGAUGAUGUUUUCAGGCAACUGGACAAAUGCACCAUUGAGAGAGACGAAUACAAAAGUCAGGUGGAACUACUGGAAGCGGAGAAAAAUAAAAUUGCCUGUCAAUGCGAAGAACUUAAAUCAGAAAUUGCAGAGUUGAAAGCUUCAAUCCCACAAGCAGUAGCGCGUGCAAAUGAUUCUACAGCCAGUAAUGUAGAAGACACUGUUAAUUUUUCUGAUGGAGAAAGCCUGAAACUGCGCUCCCUUCGAGUGAAUGUUGGACAGCUUUUGGCUACAAUCAUGCCUGAUCUAGACUUGCAACAAGUCAAUUACGACAUUGACGUAGUGGACGAAAUUUUAGGACAAGUUGUAGAACAAAUGCAUGAAAUCAGCAGCACUUAAGAUACUAAAAUUUUCACAGAGCCCUACUUGAUCUUCCAGUAUAACCUUUAUAUAAGUUCUGAAGUGUAAAUACUUCUUCGCUUUAUAUAUUUCACAGUUUGAUCAAUAAAUGUAUAUACUCUGUACGUUCAGGUGUUACCACAGAUGCAGUGGGUAGUAUCUUAACGUCCUCUUAAAUGAACACUGUCAAUAUCGACCAACCUCGAUGUACUUAAAGAUUUUGCUUUUAAAAUGUAUUUGUAAUUAAAUUUGCAAAUAUUUUUAUGAUUAAGAAUGUUAAUACUUUUCUACAAAAGUUUUGGUUGAUUUUUGGUCUUAUAUAUGCAUUGAUACUUGCAAUUUUUUUCCUCAUCCAAAAUCCUAGCAGUGGAAUAUAUUAAAAAUGCAAAAAAGGAACCUUGUUGAUUUUCUUCCCAGAACAAACCUCAGUAACUUUAUUGUAAACUACAGUAUUUUCAUUGCUAUCAACAAUGUUGUGUGUUGCAUUAAUAGUUUAGAAAUUUAACUAAUAGAUGAAAAUUUUGGCCAUAUUGGCAGUAUUUAUUGUCUUACUACCAAAAGAAGAAAAAUUCCUUAGGGGUUUUAUCCUGAAUAUGGAUGAUCUUUGACAGCCUUUUGGAUUUUCUGGUGUUGCUAGAAGACAUUUUCUGUACAUAAUCUUGCAGCAUAAACAAAUCCAUGGGAUAUUUCAGCCUUACCAGUCUUGGAGACCACAUGCCUGUUUGUGUCCUGCCCGUAUUACUUGAUUGUUACUUCCUCGUUCCAAGAACCAGAUUGUAUUGGAGUGCAGUCAGAUUGAUGAUUGGUUCUACCCCAUGGUUCCCAGUUGAACACGAACACAGCAGUACUAGUUUAUAAGUCCAGUAUGUUCCAGUACGUGAGUUCAAGUGGUCAGUUUUCACAUGCAGCUCUUGCCUGCCUAUUUUCCAAGUCAAAAGCAAUUGGUGAUCUGUUGGAGAGAACAUACACAAAACUAGCAUAGGAUUCCUGGAGGACCUCUGCUGUAAUACCACCUCUUGAGACUUUAAAGCCUUACUUUAGAGCUGCCCAAUGCAGAAAAUAAUUGACAUAGAGGUCUGUAAUGUAUACAAAUAUUUGCAUAUUUUAUCUCAGAAGAAAAAGUGUUGUAGCAUUAAGCGAGCAUUAAGCGAGCAUUAAGCCUCUCAGUAUGAGGCUUACCUUUCAAUCACAAUGGGCCAUGCUGCACAUAAAUGUCAGGCUACUCAAUCCUUGUUUAACUAGUCAAAGUAGAAAUAUUUUGAGAAACAAGAGGCAUGUUUUCUUAUCUGUGGUGUCAAAUGACAUAGUAAGCUAAAGCUGAAGAUGUUCAAAUGUGAUUUGUUUAUGCUAUCUUAAUGUUUAGGCAUCUUUUAUUACAGGUAAGAUAGGUGACUCCUUCUCUUUUUUCCCUCUUAUAUAGUCACAGUAAUUAUUAAGCCACUAGUUUUAUUAUUACAGUGGUGACAGUAUUCUUCUCUUCAGCCAACUGCAUGCUUUUUCCAUUGAGGUCAUCAGGAAUAAGGGGUGGGCAAAGAGCCCAUCUACCUGUUAUCUCUGGUGGCAUUCAUCAUCCAAACAGCGAUCAAAAAAACCAAUUUUUGCUUUUAAAAAAAUAAAAUCACGAAACUGCAUUCAGUGUUUGUUCCUAGGAAUUGUCGAUUUUGUAAAGCCAAGAAUUUUGGCUUUUGCACUGUUAGCUGUCCAUAUUUAAUUGGAUUAUGUUCCGUUUAGUUGUAGCUCAGUUUCUUCCAGUGGGCAGUACUUUGAUUUCAGGAUGCUUUCUGUUCCAGUAUGCCAAUAAGGAUAAUGCAAUACUGCUUUGCUUCAUGAUGGCUAAAUUGAAUGUUUGAUUUUUGGAGAGGUGGCUGUAAUGUAAAUUUUAAAAAGUUUUUCUUUUUUUUUUUUUUUUUUUUUUUUUGCUGUGUAGUUUUCCGUUCCUUCAUCAUUAUUUAUUAUGUUUCAUCAGAUUCUGUAGUUGAGUUUAUUGUAGAUGACAUAAAAUAUAGCGUAAGUCUAUAUUAAAAAUGGAAAAAUUACAGUGUACGUUUACACUUUGAAGAACAGUGGACUAAUGGAAAUGCUUUUUAUUUGUCAAAAUGUAUUUUUUGUAAAAAAUGAAAAUGAAAAAAUAAAUCUGAAU